Molecule: messenger RNA, 2198 nt
Organism: Eremomyces bilateralis CBS 781.70
Lineage: Eukaryota; Fungi; Ascomycota; Dothideomycetes; Eremomycetales; Eremomycetaceae
Exons: 1
Coding region: 411-1910 (499 amino acids)
Source: RefSeq, a predicted model, not a curated record
UUUGAAACUCCCAUAUGCCUUUCCCCUCACUCUUUCUGCAUCUCGUUAUUUCUCUCUCACAAAGUCUUGUCAUCCCGCAUUAGACGAGAACGAAUUUGUUUAUCAUCGACAUCGGCCGUUUCUUGAGUCCUCCCACGCAUUCCGCUGGUCCGUCCGGCCCUCAUCUUAUAUCCCCCCCACUCUUCGCCUUUAUUCAGUUCAUUUCAUGUCUUCCUAAUCUCUCCGAGCAAUACAAAUCCCGUCUGAUACCCUAUACGAAUCUCUGUUUAUCGUUGGAGUGGAGUCCUUUCUGGAACCAUCUCUCCAUCGCCUUGUCAUCUCAGUCGUUGUAGAAUUUGGUGUAGAGUCUUAAACGGCAGUCUCUCAAAGAGAUUCAGUCGUAUUGGUUCAGUUGAGGCACCGAUGUCAACAUGGCGACAGUCCUCCUAGCCCACCAGUCCCAUCGGUGGAGCAUGAAGAGGCCCGCUGUGAUCCAUUCCCAUUCGUCCUCUUCCGCCAAUGCAGCUGAGCUGUUUCCCCCAGAGGCAAUGAGAACCGAAUCGGGCCUUGAGAAGAUGGCACUCUCAUCGAACUCCGGACCGCGACCUUCCCUAUUUAACUCGCUCUAUCUAUCCUCGGAAGAGACUCUGUCUCCAGGCGAUCCUGGUACCGGCGAUUCAGACUCUGUUGAGAGCCCUGAUGACGAUGAUUGGGCCUCCCUGUACGAUCUGUGCCCUGACGAGAAAGAGAAGGAGUUUAGGGUUGUUACGAUCAACGCAUGCCCAGGCCGUCCACGCAUCGUCAACGUCCCGGCUUCGCCAGAGCGGACGACACGCAACUUGGCCAGACAAGCCCAGAAGAACAUGUCCAGCGUCUCGCUCGAUUCCCCACUCCCUUCUCCCCUCGUUCCGGAAAGCAAAAGGUCUUUGGCUAAAAACCUUCUACGCCGCACUGAUCGCGGUAGAGAGCUAAAGGUUUCUACGAAGCUCGUGAAGUCGCCGCGCAGGUCGCCUUACAACCUCCAAUUGGACACCCGAGCCGCUGCAUCGAUGGCUUCUUUACCAUAUGUGGACAACGCUAGCCAUCACCGGAAUGCGAAUUUCGGGAUCAUGGCACAGUCAGCGACGGAAGCUGCCCAGAGCCCUUCUGAGAGCAGCAGCACCUACUCGGAGAGGCUUAGCACGAGCCUCGGAAUGUAUGACACCAGUCCAGACAUCGAUGGCGAGUCAUACACUUCAGUGUCAACCCCCGAUGAGUACCAGGAUACAAAACGGCGAGAUACACCCUGGCCCAGUGCAUCCGCUCCUGCAGUCAGCACCAUGCGUAUGGGCGCAGAGUCUUUAGCGACGACACAUAUGAGAGGGUAUGCAUCGAAGAAUGCUAGCAGCAUUUCUCUUGCCCGGACACAAGCGCCCUUCCAAGCCACAAAUUUCCUGGACCACGACCCAUACAGAAAUGACCCGUCCGAUUCGCCACGCAAACUACAACGCUCACGACUCCGGAAUAUCGGCCAUAGUAUCAGCCUUGGUCGCUCGAAAUCAAAGAGAUCGGCACACGCCGCCCCUGACAACACUUUCCACGAUGCAGAGAUCCCAUCGUCUAACCCCCCACCGAUCCCGCCGCUGUCCCCUUCUCGCCAGUAUGAUCGCCGCGCCUCCAUUUCCGGCGUCACCGCCCUGGCUACUCGCAUUGCCCAAUCUCCCUCAUCCAGCGCAUCUAGCAGCACCUCGAUUAAACCCAGCCGGUCGAUCAAGCGAGCAGCAACCAUCGGACGCCAAAUCGCACAGCAGAAUGCGGCGAACAAUGCAGCGAGCGCAGAGCGACGGACACCGGAGGUGACGAUUGGGCGGACGAGGAUUAAGCUGGUACCGCGGGGUGCGGACGAGAGGGAGAGGCCGCUGAUGAUGCCGGCUUGGGAGGGGAGGCGGUAAGAACCGUGCAUGAAGGGGUGGAUGCGUGGGAAGCCGUUUUGGAUUCUGGCUUGGAGGGUUGGUUGGAUUCGGGUUGGUGGGGGAAUAGAGAAAGGAUACCCAGGUCGUUCAUUUGACCGCGCCCUCGUUUGGACUUUGGAGGCUUGCGUAUGGUGACGCAAAAUGGUGCCCUGCAGGCUCAGUGACAUGUCGCAUCUGAGAUGCUGAGAUGCCUGUUGACAGGCUCUCUCAACUUUUGUAUGACGAUACGGCCAAAUCGCUUGAACGUAUACUAUGAAUAUCCCAAUG